This is a messenger RNA of Pimephales promelas (fathead minnow), 6138 nucleotides long. RefSeq lists its product as uncharacterized. Gene Ontology annotation, molecular function: GTP binding; protein binding. The record is from RefSeq and is a predicted model, not a curated record. Lineage: Eukaryota; Metazoa; Chordata; Actinopteri; Cypriniformes; Leuciscidae.
AACAAUGUCACCACUGUUGAGAUUCACAGUCUGAUUCUUGGUGUCUGUUUGUCUAGCAGAGUUAAGCCAACACUGAUCGAGGACCUCGAGCAAAAUUAAUCAGAUAAACUAAAGGAAGAGCUUUGGAGAACAGAGAAGUAUGGAUUCCGUGGGAGUGUCCGUGAUAAAAAAAGCAGCAUUGGGGAGAUCCUUCCAGUUGGGCAUGCUGUAUGACUGCAGAAGAGAUGCAUUAAUACCAGGGAUCAGGCCUUGGAAAAAAGAGGAGAUAGAGAAGAAUAAGUCCUCUCGUCCCCAAAUUAAUACACAAUUCAAUGUCACUGCUUCAGACUCCAUUCAAGACAAAUCGAAAUUACUAGAUAUUAAUGGUGAGAUGAGCCUGAGUAUUUUAGGUGGACUCAUCGAGGUUAGUGGAGCAGCAAAGUAUCUCAAUGACAACAAGAAAUCUUUCAUACAGCAGAGACUGACGCUACAUUAUAAGUCAACCUGUGAAUUUAAAGAACUGAUCAUUAACCAUUUGCCUAGCAUUCAAAAUAUGCCAGACAAUUAUAAUGAUACAGCUACACAUGUAGUGACAGGAGUGCUGUACGGAGCAAAUGCCUACUUCAUUUUUGACAGAAAAGUUUCAAUAGAUGAGGACAUGACUACUGUGAAUGGAGAAUUAAAAGUGGCCAUUGAGAAACUGAAGGGUCUUUCAGUGAGUGGAAAGGUUGGUGUGAAGAUGAAUGAAAAUCAGAAAAACGAGGUCAAAAAUUUCACAUGUACAUUUUAUGGCGACUUCCAGCUACCGUCUAACCCGACCUCUUUUGAAGAUGCAUGGAAUGUUUUUGCUGAUCUUCCAAAACUUCUGAAAGGAAACCAAGAGCUGGCAGUUCCUCUGAAGGUUUGGCUUUAUCCUCUGGACAAACUUCACUCAAGAGCUUCAAAUAUUCAUAAAGACAUCAACAUGAAUCUAAUCACACAGAUCGAAUCAGUGAUUGAGAGUUUAAAUACAACUGAGAUGAAAUGCAGUGACCUAAUGGAAGACUCUCCCGCUCAGACAUUUGCUGCAUUUCAUGAUCAAAUUCAGCAAAUGAAAAACAACUGCUACACGUACAAGUUGAGACUCACGAAGACACUCGGCUCUCUGCUGCCAAACAUCCGUGGAGACGUGAUGAAGGAAACUGCACUGAAUGAUCUUCUACAAGACCAUGAUAAAUCUCCAUUUAGAGAAAGUAAUCUUGCAGAAUGGCUGAAAGAGAGAGAAAGAGAGUCUGAAGUCAUUAAAUCAAUCCUCCGACGGCUGAAGGAUGCUGGUGCAAAGGUAGAGCUCAAUGCAGAUGCUAUCUGGAUGGGCCUGGAAGACGGAAAUCUGGUGAGUUACACAUUCACAUCAUUGGACUGCUCAGACGUGCUUCUUUCUGAACAAACUGCCUAUCUGAGUUCUUCAAAACAAGGAGAAACUGCUAAGAAGAGCCCCGGUUCAAAGCAAAAGUCUUGGCUCACUUCAGUAAAUAAAAAGAUCAUGAAGAGAAACUUGAAGAUAUUUGAGAAUUUGAUCAAUUCAAAGGAAAGGUGUAAAGAAGACAGAUUCAUUGUGUCCUCAAAGGAAAUGGAGAAUCAUCCUGGAUCCUGCAUUAUUCUGUACAAAAGUGAGUGCGAUGAAGCUGUUUGCUUUACUCCUCCAUCCACACCAGCCUGUCCAAUCACUGAAGAGGUCAAAGGUCAGAGUGUGGUUCUGAAGGUUCCUCCACCAUGUCCUGCUACAGAGGAGCUCAGAUUACUGUAUAAACCGAAGCAGGACACAGUCUGGGCAUCUGAACCUGUGCUGAGGGAUCAAGACACAGUUACUCUGACUGAUCUGAGACCAGGAACUGAGUAUGACAUCAAGUGUGCAGCGGUGGGGAAACUCAACUAUACCGUAGACAGUGACGUAAUCAACGUUACCACAGAGAAAAGUUCAAGGAACAGAGCAGUUACAGCAGGUGUAGCAAACAGUGAUGUGAGGAUUGUUUUGCUGGGAAAGACAGGUGUUGGGAAAAGUGCAACGGGAAACACCAUCUUGAGACGAGAAGCUUUUAAAUCAAUCCUGACUUCACGCUCUGUGAAAGAAACAACCGAUUUUAACGGGAGACAUAUCUCUGUGAUCGACACUCCAGGCCUGUAUGAUACUGGAGCUGAUAAUGUUGAGAUCAGGAAGGAGAUUGUGAUGUGCGUCUCAAUGGCGGCACCCGGUCCACAUGUGUUUCUGCUGGUGAUUCAACUGGGACGAUUCACUCAAGAGGAGAAAGACACAGUUAAGAUGAUCCAGGAGUCUUUUGGUGAUGAAUCCAGAAUGUACACCAUGGUGCUGUUCACCAGAGGAGAUGACCUUAGAGGAAGAAGAAUGGAAGAUUUCAUUGAAGAUGAUGAUAGUUUAAAGAGCCUCAUCCAGCAGUGUGGUCACAGAUACCAUGUGUUCAAUAACAACAAGACUAAAGAUCAGACACAGGUUUCUGAGCUGCUGGAUAAGAUUGAUUGUAUGGUGGCAGGAAAUGGAGGGAGUUUCUACACCAAUGAGAUGUUCCAGCUGGUGGAGAAGAACAUCAGAGAGAGACAAAAGAUAAUAAUAAAGAAAAAAGAAGAAGUGAUCAAGAGAAUAGAAGAAGUGCUGAGAGCCAAAUAUGAAACAGAAAUAGAAGGGAAGAAGAAAGAUGAAGAGAGAGAAAGACAAGAGAUUCAGAAUGAACUGAGAAAAAGAAAAGAGGAGUUUAAAAACAAAGAAGAAAAGAUCAAGAAACAAACAGAUGAGGCGAUACAAAAAGAGAUGAAGAGAAAACUGGAGAUGAAACAGAGACAACUUGAAGAGGAGAUUAAACAAAAAGAAAAAUCUCUAGGAGAACAACAACAGGCCUUUAUGAAAUGCAUGGAAGAGAAACAUGAGGAAGAAAAUCAAAACCUGCAGGAACGAAUUCAAAGAGAAACAAGAGAACAAUCAGAGCAUGAAUAUAAUGAAAAUCUUGAUAGACGAGUGGCUAAAGCUUUAAAAGAAGCUGAGGAAAAACAUGAAACCGAAAAGGCUCACGCUUUAAAAGAAGCCGAAGAAAAACAUGAAUCCGAAAAGGCUCAUGCUUUAAAAAGAGCUGAAGAAAGACACAAGAAAAAAGUGGAUGAAGUUUUACAAGAUGCAGAAAAAAAACACAAGAAAUUACUUUGUGAAGUCUAUAAAGUUGCUGAAGAAAAAUCCAGGGCUAAAGCUUUAAAAGAAGCUGAAGAAAAAUUCAUGACAGAAAAGGCUAAAGCUUUAAAACAAGCUGAAGAAUAUUUCAAGAUGGAAAAAGCUAAUGCUUUAAAAGAAGCUGAUAGAAAAUACAAGAAAGAAAAGGCUGAGGCUGAAGCAAACGAAUCAUACAGAUCAAAACGAGCUGGUUCCUGGGGUCACUAUGUUCCUUUUUUUGGAGCAGCUGCUGGAAGUUUAGUUGGUACUUUUGAAGAUAUAGUGUAUUAAUAACAAAUAAUGCUCUCAAUGUCAAGCUCAAAAUCUGAGGAGUGAAUUCAAGCAUAUUGGGACUAAAUUUUAUUCAAUGCAAUAUUAUAACUAAUAUAAUACUAUGAGUUAUGAUGUUUUGGUUUUAGUUGGACAAAAUUUCUUAGUGACUUAGGAGCCAACCUCUUGAUGACGAUAUGGGCUUACUUGACAGCCAAAUGGUCUCUAUGGUGUUUGCUUAGGCUCUGAUUAUAAUCGAGUCAAAAUAAUUCCAACAAAGUUUAAGCAGAUUGUUUUUCAAAAAGACCAGACUCUGUUUUCCCUUCUGUUGUUUUUGUGUUUUCGCAGAUCGAUGUCUGUGAUCUUUAAGAAAUUUGCUGAGAGGUUGCAUUAUUAAACCUACUCUGUUUCGGCAAACAGGCCAAGAAACGGAACUGCUAUCUUCAACUUCAAGAUGGUUCUUAUGGAAAGUUAAGUUAAGUUAGACAGACACCAACUGUUUUCCACUUAUGUUUUUUGACCACCAUGUAUGACAUGCAUGAAUAUGCAUAUUUCCAUUAUAUUUUGUAAUUUUUUCCUUGUGGUUGUAAAGAGGCCCAGAAAAGGGUUUUUUUCUGGUCCCUACAUCUCAGGUCAAUAUAUCAUUGACAUCAAAUUGACAUUUAUAUUUUCACUUCAAUAUGACUUUCAUAUUUGACCUAUUUUGUGACGUCAUUUUGACAUCAUUUGACAUUUUGUUUGAUGUCAUAUUGAUGUUAAAUUCAUAUUAAUAAAUUCGUAAAUUCAUAAAUUCACACAUCAAAUGCCCACUGGAAGACCAAUUUGUCUAAGACUAUUGUGACGCCAAUCUUUGACUUUACCCGUAUUUUAGAAGUUGCAGUUUCAGGGCUGUUUAUCAUCUUUUGUACAUUAGUUUACAGCUUUGUCAGAUCUUAACAGCUGUAAAACAACAGUUUGAGACACAUUCCCCUGAACAAACGCCGGUAUGCGGUAUGACAGAAGAUACCUGUUCUUUCCUUUAAAAGGACAUGUAGAAAGUAUGUUUCCAUACUUUCAAAGUUUGAUAAGGAUUAUGAAAGUUUGCUUGCGUCCAGUAAAUUUCUGUUUGCAUAUAUGAUUAAAAGGGGGUAAUGAAGGAGCUAAUAAUUAUUUCUGGCAACCUGUGUGUGUGUGUAGCUUCAAGAGAGUGACCAUUUAUGUUGUGGUACAUCUUUUUAUUCAUUUAUAAUCAUUUAUCAUUUAAUUAUACCAUUUAAUCGUAUAAUCAUUUUCAAUAACCAUUUAACCAUUUAUGUACUCAUUUAUCUGAUUCAUUUAUCGUUUACUGUUAAAAAAAAAGUUAAAUUUAAGGUAAAAUACCUGUGGUUGUCAGGAUUUUACUGUAAAAAAAAUAUGGUGGGACCUUUUAUGUUUUACGGGACAUAAAUUUACGGGCAAAAAAAAAAAAAAAAAAAAAAAAACACAAUGAAAAGAAAGCUUCUAGAGAGCGACCAUUUAUGUUGUGGUACAUCUUUGUAUUCAUUUAUAAUCAUUUAUCAUUUAAUUAUACCAUUCAAUCAUAUAAUCUUUUUCAAUAACCAUUUAACCAUUUAUGUACUCAUUUAACUGAUUCAUUUAUCGUUCACUGUUAAAAAAAGUUACAUUUAAGGUAAAAUACCUGUGGUCGCCAGUAUUUUACUGUAAAAAAAUAUGGUGGGAACCUUUUAUGUUUUACGGGACAUAAUUUACGGGCAAAAAAAAAAAAAAAAAACACAAUGAAAAGAAUGCUUCUAGAGCGACCAUUUAUGUUGUGGUACAUCUUUUUAUUCAUUUAUAGUCAUUUAUCAUUUAAUUAUACCAUUCAAUCAUAUAAACAUUUUCAAUAACCGUUUAACCAUUUGUGUACUCAUUUAUCUGAUUCAUUUAUCGUUCACUGUUAAAAAAAGUAAAAUUUAAGGUAAAAUACCUGUGGUUGCCAGUAUUUUACUGUAAAAAAAUAUGGUGGGAACCUUUUAUGUUUUACAGGACAUAAAUUUACGGGCAAAAAAAAAAAACACAAUGAAAAGAAAGCUUCUAGAGAGCGACCAUUUAUGUUGUGGUACAUCUUUUUAUUCAUUUAUAAUAAUUUAUCAUUUAAUUAUACCAUUUAAUCAUAUAAUCUUUUUCAAUAACCAUUUAACCAUUUAUGUACUCAUUUAACUGAUUCGUUUAUCGUUCACUGUUAAAAAAUGUUAAAUUUAAGGUAAAAUACCUGUGGUUGCCAGUAUUUUACUGUAAAAAAAAAAAUAUGGUGGGAACCUUUUAUGUUUUACGGGGCAUAAAUUUACGUGCAAAAAAAAAAAAAAAAAAAAAAAAAACACAAAGUAAAGAAAGCUUCUAGAGAGCGACCAUUUAUGUUGUGGUACAUCUUUUUAUUCAUUUAUAAUCAUUUAUCAUUUAAUUAUACGAUUCAAUCAUAUAAUCAUUUUCAAUAACCAUUUAUGUACUCAUUUAACUGAUUCAUUUAUCGUUCACUGUUAAAAAAAAGUUAAAUUUAAGGUAAAAUACCUGCCAGUAUACUGGUUGCCAGUUUUUUACUGUAAAAAAUAUGGUGGGAACCUUUUAUGUUUUACUGGACAUAAAUUCACGGGUGAAAAAAAAAACACAAUGUAAAGAAAACCUGUGAAAUUUACGGUAACAAAACAUCAGUUUGACUGCCGUUGUUCUGUUGAUUUUUG